Olea europaea var. sylvestris is the source of this 1173-nucleotide messenger RNA. RefSeq names its product zinc finger protein WIP2-like. Gene Ontology annotation, biological process: regulation of gene expression; anatomical structure development. Gene Ontology annotation, molecular function: DNA-binding transcription factor activity. The record is from RefSeq and is a predicted model, not a curated record. The transcript has a single exon. NCBI's taxonomy places the organism in Eukaryota, Viridiplantae, Streptophyta, Magnoliopsida, Lamiales, Oleaceae. The coding region runs from base 410 to 847 and encodes 145 amino acids. Gene Ontology annotation, cellular component: nucleus.
UCAACACUUCACGAGACAAUUGGAUUUGCUUUGAUGCCUUAAGGGCAAAAUAAGGUUUAGUUCUUGAACUUGCAAGCUCAAUAACUUGCUGUUAUAUCUUGUUGGACUGUGUGGAUACUAAGGCUACUAUUUACUGAUCCCCUUAAUAGACUUGAUAUUCUAAUCAAUAUUAGGCAUAUUAUUAUCUGGUGAUCCAUACAUGCAUUAGAUCUCCUUACCAUUUCUAUAUCCCCUUAAUUUGUACACUUCUUUUCGUUGUAGUAAAAACUUGCAUGCACGGUGUAAAAAUUCUCACAUUGAGGCUAAACCACUAUAAAUCUGUGUGUGUUUUGGUUGGGAUUAGGGCUUGAGCCCUAACAUAUAGCUAGUGAUUUUUUAGGUGUCUAAAUUUCAUGUUUGAUGGGUGUAGAUGCACAUGUGGGGGCAUGGAUCUCAGUACAGAAAAGGGCCAGAAUCUCUCAGGGGUACACAACCAACAGCCAUGCUUAGGCUUCCUUGUUAUUGCUGUGAACCAGGUUGCAGGAACAACAUUGACCAUCCCAGAGCCAAACCCCUCAAAGAUUUCAGAACCCUCCAAACUCACUACAAAAGAAAGCACGGAACUAAGCCAUUUGUAUGCAGGAAAUGUGGAAAGGCCUUUGCUGUGAAGGGAGACUGGAGAACCCAUGAAAAGAACUGUGGAAAACUAUGGUACUGCACUUGUGGAUCAGAUUUUAAACACAAAAGGUCAUUGAAAGAUCAUAUUAAGGCAUUUGGAAAUGGCCAUGAAGCUUAUGAGAUGGACUGUUUUGAUGAAGAAGAUGAACCUGCUUCUGAAAUUGAGCAAGAUAAUGAAUCCUCUCAGUGAUUGACGAUGAAGUAAGCUUGAUUAGAGUUGUUGUCAAAUUGUCUGAAAUGUCUGUGAUUUUUAACAAAAAAAGUACCAAGGAGGGCAUUGAGCAUAAAUGCAUUUACAUAAAUUACUCGACACUAGAGGAACCAUUUUGUUCUCAUCUUUUCCUUAGUUAUUAUGAAAUGUUUUUAUCUUUAUUUACCUCUAUCUUUUUAUGUUUGUCCGUAUAUUUAACAUUGCCAUAUAUUUACUUAGCGAUGCAUGAGUGAGAAUUCGUGGAUUUGUUGUUUUCUAAUAUUUCGCUUUUGAUUUUUGAUGUAGUUAAACUAUUCUUUUUAGGG